AUAAUCUGUAUCUACACAGGCACAUGAUGGGUGCAAGCAUCUGUGGGGCAUUCUAGACACCACUUUGUAAUCCGCUUCUCUAUAUCUUCCUCCUCGUACAAACAUAACAUAAGAUAGCCUAGCCCCUCACUUCGCAAGUGCGUUACAAUGUGGAGUUAGGGUUCGUUCAAUCGCUCUCUUCAGACCAAACAGCAUCUUUCAUUUCUUUAUGUCCUGUAAUAACCUGACCGCCUUUACUCAUUUCCCCAAAUCAAUUUCACCUUUCUCUCCCUUCUCAUCAUUCACUCACAAAUAAAUAAUUAAAUCCAAAUAAAUCAGUUCAUAAAUAAAAGUAUAACUCUUGCAAAUCGGAGCUAGCGUCUCUCGGAACAGAACAAAAGUACUCGUUUAAGAUUAGUGGUUAAAGUUGUGUUGUAUGUUGCCAAAUUCGGUUUUGUGGUGGAGAUUUGGUGUUCUGAUAUCUCUGUUGGUUCGAAUAAUGGCGAUGCUGUCGACAGAUGAUUCGAUUCAGAUAAGGGAAGUAUGGAGUGACAAUCUUGAACAAGAGUUUGCAUUAAUUUCUGAAAUUGUUGAUGACUAUCCUUUCGUGGCUAUGGAUACAGAGUUCCCUGGCAUUGUUAUCAGGCCGAUUAUGACUUUCAAGAGCUCGACAGAAUACAAUUUCCACACUUUGAAGGCUAAUGUUGAUAUGUUGAAGUUGAUUCAGCUAGGUCUUACCUUUUCUGAUGACAAAGGGAAUUUGCCGACUUGUGGGACUGACAAGGGAUGUAUCUGGCAGUUCAACUUCCGUGAGUUUGAUUUGGAGAAAGAUGCCUAUGCUAAUGACUCAAUUGAGCUUCUGACUCAGUGUGGUAUUGAUUUUCAGAGAAACAGCGAGCAGGGUAUUGAUGUUGGUAAGUUUGGUGAGCUGUUGAUGUCGUCAGGGAUUGUUCUGAAUGAUAAUGUUCAAUGGGUGACCUUUCACAGUGGUUAUGAUUUUGGUUACUUGCUGAAGAUGCUGACUUGCCAGAAGCUGCCUGAUACACAAGCGGGCUUCUUUGAUUUGCUGAAAAUGUAUUUCCCGGUGUUCUAUGAUAUCAAGCAUCUCAUGAGGUUCUGCAACAGUCUCCAUGGUGGUCUGAACAAGCUUGCUGAGCUUUUGGAAGUUGAGAGAAUUGGAAUCUGUCACCAAGCUGGUUCGGAUAGUUUGCUCACUUCUCGUGCCUUCAUGAAGUUGAAAGAAAGCUUUUUUAGUGGCUCACCUGAGAAGUAUGCUGGGGUGUUGUAUGGUCUUGGUGUUGAGAAUUAUAAAGCUGCUCCUUGAAAAUUAAAGUUACAUAAGUUGAAUAAAAAUCUGUUUCUCUUAA
Molecule: messenger RNA, 1346 nt
Organism: Daucus carota subsp. sativus
Lineage: Eukaryota; Viridiplantae; Streptophyta; Magnoliopsida; Apiales; Apiaceae
Product: probable CCR4-associated factor 1 homolog 7
Exons: 2
Coding region: 416-1303 (295 amino acids)
Cellular component (GO): CCR4-NOT complex; CCR4-NOT core complex; P-body
Molecular function (GO): nucleic acid binding; poly(A)-specific ribonuclease activity
Source: RefSeq, a predicted model, not a curated record